Messenger RNA from Oreochromis niloticus (Nile tilapia), 1626 nucleotides. It is a transcript of the gene abhd12, whose product is annotated as abhydrolase domain containing 12, lysophospholipase. Gene Ontology annotation, molecular function: phosphatidylcholine lysophospholipase A1 activity; monoacylglycerol lipase activity. Gene Ontology annotation, cellular component: endoplasmic reticulum membrane. Gene Ontology annotation, biological process: phosphatidylserine catabolic process; monoacylglycerol catabolic process. The coding region runs from base 143 to 1318 and encodes 391 amino acids. The record is from RefSeq and is a predicted model, not a curated record. The transcript is spliced from 14 exons. Lineage: Eukaryota; Metazoa; Chordata; Actinopteri; Cichliformes; Cichlidae.
AAAGCCGUCAUCUACCGUCAAAUCUCAGUUCUAUCCCGCAGCGUGACUUCCGGUAAGCGCAGCGGCUAAAAAUAAAGCCGUCAGCCCGACAGGAGCCUCUGACAGCGGGGACCAGGACGAGCCGGACUCACUGGCUCUGUGCAUGCGUAAGCGGACCAACUCGCAGACAGCGGAGCAUGACAGCGGGACCACCGGCACUCUGCUGGACAGCGACCCGGACCUGAAGCAGCGCACUGGCAGAGGAGCGGCGGGGCCCGCAGCAGGCAGCCGGCAGGGCCCGGGAGAGGACCGGAGCAUGGCCAAACCGUUCCGGAGGUUGGGUCUGGUGGGGAAACUGAAGAGGGUGGUGUUGUGGCUGCUGCUCGUCUACGUCUCCAUUCCCUUCAUCAUCAAGCUGUGUCCGUCCAUCCAGGCCAAACUCGUCUUCCUCAACUUCGUGAGGAUGCCGUAUUUCAUCGACCUGAAGCGACCUCUGGACCAGGGAUUGAACCACACACACAACUUCUACCUGGAACCUGAGAGCGGGCUGAAGAUCGGAGUCUGGCACACGGUUCCUGCUCAGAUGUGGAGAGAAGCUCAGGGGAAGGAAGGCGACUGGUACGAGUCCAAGUUUAGCUCCUCCCAUCCUGUUAUCCUCUAUCUCCAUGGAAACGCAGGGACCAGAGGAGGAGACCACAGAGUGCAGCUGUACAAGGUCCUCAGCUCGUUAGGCUACCACGUGGUCACGUUUGAUUACAGAGGUUGGGGCGAUUCAGAAGGCUCACCAUCAGAGAGCGGGAUGACCUCAGACGCUCUCUUCAUUUAUGAUUGGCUGAAGCGGCGGACAGACAAAACGCUGCCUCUUUACAUCUGGGGACACUCUCUGGGAACGGGAGUGGCAACCAACGUGGUCAGACGGCUGUGUGACAGAGGAAGUCCUCCUGACGCGCUCAUCUUAGAGUCUCCUUUCACCAACAUCAGAGAGGAGGCCAAGAGUCACCCCUUCUCCAUGGUGUACCGGUACCUGCCCGGCUUUGAUUGGUUCUUCCUGGACGCCAUCACUGCCAACAACAUCCGCUUCACCAGCGAUGAGAACAUGAACCACAUCUCCUGUCCCGUGCUCAUCCUCCACGCCGAGGACGACAGCGUGGUUCCUUUCCACCUCGGCAAGAAGCUCUACUCGCUGGCGUCACAGUCGAAGAGCCUGAGCGGUCACAAGGUUCAGUUCGUGCCCUUCCCCGCCGCGCUCGCCUACAAGCACAAGUUCAUCUACAGGAGCCCGGAGCUGCCAAACAUCCUCAGUGAUUUCCUGGGCACAGCUCACCCCGUCGCACAGUGAGGACCAACAGGAAGUACUCAGAUUACUCUCUGCACUCCACGACAGCCGCACCGCCACGGUUCGUUUCGUCCUCGCAUGACCUCGACACGUCAUUCCUCCUUCUGUUAGCAUUCCUCCCACAGCCGCGCUCGCUUCACGGCACACAGGGUCGCCACGGCAACCGAUGCUUUUAAAGAACAGCAGAGGGGCGGCAGCGGCGUGGAGUUUUUAAUAUUUUUGUGUGAUUGUGUCGAGUUUAUCACUGGAACUUUGUUUGUGUCUGAAGGCCUGUUACAACUUGAAUUAAAUAUUAUUUGUUUUAUUUGUCA